Cuscuta epithymum is the source of this 691-nucleotide messenger RNA. The record is from the annotation of a GenBank genome assembly. NCBI's taxonomy places the organism in Eukaryota, Viridiplantae, Streptophyta, Magnoliopsida, Solanales, Convolvulaceae.
AUUGUGGAAGUGAGCCCAAACACACGGGACUGGACCUGUCGUGUGACAUUGGUAGAAAAACAAAACAUCCGCACAGCCAAGAGCUCACCCUUAAAGUUUAUGCCGAUGAUCUUGCAAGAUUCCAGAGGUACCAAAGUCCAAGCUACUGCAUUCCAGGGCGAUAUACAAGGGAUCGAUCAACGCUUGAUACUGUAUUCGACGUACCUUGUGUCAAAUGCCUAUGUGAAAACAAUAGCUGACAUGCGUUUCAGUGUAGAUGAUGCAUAUCCAUAUGUUUGGUCAUUCAAUAGGCGCACACUGAUCCAGGAUGUGGAUAUAGCAGAAGGUCCAAAUUAUCGCCAAAUUGCUGAGGCAGAAACUAUACCAUUUGGAGACAUCUUUAACAGUUUCCUCCACGAAACACGAAUCAAUAUAUUGGGUGCUAUUGUCAAAAAACUACCCCGCAACUUUAUUGUUUCGAACAGCAAACAACGCAUUGCCUGGGAUGUCGUGCUUAUUAAUGAAGAGUGUAUUCCAAUCCCAUUUACAAUGUGGGAAGAAUUUGUGAGCCACCAAGGCGCCGAAAUUGAAAGAAUUCUCAAUGCUGGAGACUACCCGCUUGUUCUGAUAAACCGGGUUGUUGUCAACCUCUUCCAAGGUCUAACAUUGUCUACUCGAUUUGACUGCAACAUGGAACUUAACCCUCAUGGCG